AAGUCUUUAUCCUUUCGUACCUACAACCAGCACAGCAUUCCAUUGCAUCUCCAGCUUUCGACUCAGCCCGGAUUCAGCAUUUUCUACUCUACAGCAUCUCUGGCCUCCAAUGGCUGAAUCAUCAGAGAAGGACUCGUCCCUGCUGCGGAAUCGCGUCGUCGAUUCCAUCAGCAGGAGGGCCGAGAAUGUCAUCAAGCACGACUAUGACAAAGCCAAGGUCAUGGCCUCUGAUGCCGUCCAGAGCCAGGCAUAUCUCUAUCCCAUCAAGGGAAUCUUCUACUUCCUCAACCAUCGGAGCUUGUGGAAGCCGCUGCUUGACCGUGUCCUUCCCUAUGGCAUCCUCAGUGUCUCCGUAAUUGGCACCAUGUUUGCCGUUGCGUAUCUGCCGCAGCUGGCUGUUCUCGUGCUCUUCAAUGGCCCGUUGGCAGUCCUCUCCACAGUACUCCUCACGCUCAACGAAAGUGCCAUGAUCAUCCACCUGAUCUCCCGCAACUGGCUGCUCCAAGAUGCACUCCUAGAUACCUUUGAUGGCACGCUGGUUGCGCGAAACGCAACCGCCGUCGUUCAGCAAGGCCGCGAGGUGCGCCCAGGAAGCGAUCCGAUCAAGAAGCUGGGCAAGGUAUUCAAGAAGCGAUUCGAGAGUAUUAGUCUCACUUCAAUGAUCCGGAGUCUGAUGUACCUGCCUUUGAACUUUAUCCCUGUCGUGGGCACCCUUACUUUUAUCUUCCUCAACGGUAAACAGAGAGGCAAGGUUGUGCAUAAUCGAUACUUUCAACUCAAGAGCUGGUCCGAGCCACAGAAGACACAGUGGCUCAAGAGUCACAGUGGAGCUUAUGCAUCCUUCGGCCUCGUCGCAACCCUUCUUGAGAUGAUUCCCGUGGUGUCCGUCUUCUUCUCUUACACAAAUACCGUUGGUGCUGCCCUUUGGGCUGCUGAUAUCGAACAUCAAAACAAUGCCAUGGUCAAAGAGACUGCCCCUAACCUGAGGCAGGCUGCUGAGAGCGCCGAGUGAACUUUCGGGCUCACCGUCAACCGGAGAGCGUUUUCUUUGUCAAACAGAAUGCAAGAGCAGUCUUGUAUCGUGAUACAAGCAGCAGUCAUUGCAAUGUUUGCUGCCGGGAUAUCCACCGCUGCAUCCAUUGGGGCGACCGCCUACCGGACACGGCAGGAUCGUCUACUUAUGGAUUUCCAACAAGCACUCGUACUCCGUGCAGGCGACUCGAGAUGCUUGGAAUCACAAACAGCCUGACGCAGCCCAACUGUUUACACUGGUGGAGGCGCCUCGCAAACUAG
Molecule: messenger RNA, 1293 nt
Organism: Trichoderma reesei QM6a
Lineage: Eukaryota; Fungi; Ascomycota; Sordariomycetes; Hypocreales; Hypocreaceae
Exons: 7
Coding region: 110-1012 (300 amino acids)
Cellular component (GO): prospore membrane; ascospore wall; lipid droplet
Source: RefSeq, a predicted model, not a curated record